AUGACUGUCUCACUCUUAUUUGGAUUGUUACCGAAUAUUUAUUCUGGUUAUUAUGUAAAUCUGAUUACAACCUUAUGUUCAAUUUGUAAAAUACGAUUUUAUAUAACUCAAUCUUCUACAAUGACAUAUCGCUGGUUUUUGACUAUAGCUUGUAUUGAUCGAUAUGCUCAAUCAUCCGUUAAUGUUCGUUUACGAGCAUUUGCUAAAUCACACAUUGCUUAUCGUAUUGUUAUCUGUGUUACAAUUAUUCUCGGUAAUCUUACUCCACCAUUGAUUAUGAGAACGUCGCCGAAAAAUAAUCAGUCUCAAAUUGAAGAUGAAUCAGUUCGUAUACUUCAAGCACGUGAUUAUCAAGCAAUUGCCAUGCUAUUUAUUCAAGUUAUUUUCUAUAUUACCUCAACAUUACCAUGGAUAGUCUUCACAGUAUAUAGUGCUUUUACAUUGAACGUAUACAAUAAGUCAAACGAUCGUCAAGUUAUCGAAGGAUUUCUCGGAUAUAUAAGUGAAAUGAUCCUUAAUAUAUUUCCAAUGAUGUCAUUCUAUCUCUAUACAUUAACAUCGAAAAUGUUUCGACAACAGUUUAUAAAAACCGAUGUUGGAGUCAUCCUCAACGUAUCGAACCAAUUAAUCAAUAAACCUGAAUAA
Adineta steineri is the source of this 645-nucleotide messenger RNA. NCBI's taxonomy places the organism in Eukaryota, Metazoa, Rotifera, Eurotatoria, Adinetida, Adinetidae. The record is from the annotation of a GenBank genome assembly.